Molecule: messenger RNA, 2736 nt
Organism: Topomyia yanbarensis
Lineage: Eukaryota; Metazoa; Arthropoda; Insecta; Diptera; Culicidae
Gene: MFS3
Product: sialin
Exons: 4
Coding region: 282-1817 (511 amino acids)
Biological process (GO): monoatomic anion transport; transmembrane transport
Molecular function (GO): transmembrane transporter activity
Source: RefSeq, a predicted model, not a curated record
CGCUUAUUCCAUGCAUUCUCUCGUGAGUCGCACCGUCAAUCGGACGUGAAACCGGUCGGAGCGUAACAACAGCGUGGCGUGGAUUUUUCCCCUUGUAUUAAAAGAUCCCUUUUCUUUAGUGCGGAGGUGUUUACGGUCCGCCGCGAAGAAUUCCAGAAUUUAGUUGGAACGAGCGGUAACAGAGAAAGAAACCGAACCGAAUAACAAAUAUUGUGUGCUGCUUUAGUGAAGUAAAACCAAGUGAUUUUGUUUAAACGGAAAAAUCAAGAAAUAGUGAAACCAUGGGAGAUCAAGCGGUACCCGCCCGAGGAAAUGUCUUAGGAUCUCUGGUCCCGGCCCGGUACAUUUUGGCCGUACUCGGGUCCAUCGCUAUGGCCAUCAUCUACGGGUUGAAGGUGAAUCUGAGUGUGGCGAUGGUCGCGAUGCUGAACCAUUCGGCGCUGGCCCACAACGCGCCGUUGCAUACAGUGUCCGAGUCGCACACCGCCGAACCGGUCUGCCAGGGAAGCAACUCAUCGGAAACAGUGGAGGACGGCCCCUUCGUCUGGAGUGAACCGCUUCAGGGAACUAUCCUAAGCUGCUACUUCUGGGGCUACUUCGUGUCGCAGAUUCCCGGUGCCCGGAUUGCGGAAAGCUUCUCUGCCAAAUGGGUCAUGUUCUUUUCGGUGUUCAUCAACGUACUCUGCACCCUGUUGACACCCAUCGCUGCUGAACUGCACUGGGGUGCCAUGGUGGCCAUGCGUAUCGGCGAAGGAAUCGGUGGAGGGGUAACCUUCCCAGCUAUGCACGUCAUGUUAGCCUCGUGGGCUCCGCCCAAUGAGCGGUCGGUGAUGUCAGCGAUCGUGUACGCAGGAACUGCUUUGGGUACGGUAAUUUCAAUGCUGAUGGCAGGUGUGUUGGCUGGCAGCAUAGGAUGGGAAUCGGUGUUUUACGUAAUGGGAGGACUUAGCUGUCUCUGGAUUGUUUUGUGGGUCUGGCUGGCUCAGGAUACACCAAAUAAGCAGUCUCUGAUCAGCCAAGAAGAAAGAACCUUCAUUACUUCGUCUCUCGGAUCUGAAGGAUCAGGACACAGUGGACCGAAACCGGCUGUACCGUGGAAAAAGGUUUUCACAUCUGGUCCCUUCUAUGGAAUCCUGAUUGCUCACGUGUGCAACAACUGGGGCUGGUAUAUGCUGCUGAUCGAGCUUCCGUUCUACAUGAAACAGGUGCUUCAGUUCAACAUUAAGGAAAAUGCCGUCGUCACUGCCCUUCCGUUCCUUACGAUGUGGUUCUUCAGCAUGGCUUUAAGCAAAACUCUGGAUGCUCUACGUGCUCGCGGAAAGAUCAACACCACAAUCGCUCGAAAAACUGCUACUCUGAUUGCUUCCGUUAUUCCAAUGUGCUGUCUCCUGGCCUUGUGCUACAUCGGAUGCCAGCGUGGAAUUGCUGUUGCCCUGAUGACCAUCGGUAUUACGUCGAUUGGUGGCAUGUUCUGCGGCUUCCUGUCUAACCACAUUGACAUUGCACCAAAUUAUGCCGGUACUCUAAUGGCCAUCACCAACACGGCUGCCACUCUGCCGGGCAUCACUGUACCCAUUUUUGUCGGUCAAAUCACUCAUGGAAACCAAACCAUCGGAGCAUGGCGUGUCAUCUUCUUUGUGACGAUCGGACUUUACAUCAUCGAGAUUCUAGGCUACAGUUUCUUGGGCUCCGGCGAGGAACAAUCAUGGAACAAGGGCGACAAAUCCACCAAUAGUGCAGUAGAAAAUGGCGAUGCCGAGGCAACCCCACUCAACAGUAAGGAAUUGAAACCGACCUACACGAAGCAGGCUGAAUAAACACGACAAGUGAACUAACUCAACAAGUAGGCCAUUAUCUACCACAAUGUCAAGCAAGCGACAGAACAGGAUUUCAGAGUUUUAUUUUUUUACUUGAGAUUUUAUUUUACCGUACUACAACAGAUAUUACGAAUGAUAACAAUAGGAUUGCUUAAUUUUGAAAAUAGGUACUUAUUUGUAGUUUGUAGGUACUUAUUCGUAGUUUACUUAAAAUGCAGUUGGAAUUCAAUUUUAUAUUAUUUUAUGAAUAGGAAAAAUGAUCUAAACCAAACAAAACUUAUCGUUAUCAGAGAUAUUUUAUUAAAUUACACGAAAUCCUUACCGCUGAACUGAGCAAUUUCUUUAUUUAAACAAUAGCACUUACAGUUCUUUUGAAACGUGAAGGAAAAGACCAAAAUAGACAUGUUUUCAGUUAUAACUCACAAACAGCAGCAAAUAAGCGCAAACUGUACUUCAGAAACAAUUGAUAGAGACACUACUAAACGAUAUGUUUCAGAUUAACAUAAGAUUUUCGAAUGCACAAAAAAUAUAGAAAAUCUAGAAUACUUGAUGCUGAUCCCAAUUGAAGAAUCUUUAUGUGAAGUAAACUGAAUGCAUUUAACCUAAAUCCAGGAGCGAUAGUGUUAUAGUUAUCACUGAAAAAGAGACACGGACAUGUUUUAAAUACAAAGUUUAGAUAUUAUAACUAGAAUUAACAUACACAGAAAGUAGACAACAAAACUCAAUUGGAACAUUUAGCUAAAUCGAAAAGAAUCGAGUACCAACUAUUGAUGCAAUUAAGCAUAAACAUCAAUGUAAAUUAUGAAAGUGAGAAAAAACACAUAAAUGUAUGACCUCAUGUUGUUAUAUAGCAAAGAAUCAUUUAUAUAUGAUCUGUCAAUAAAGGAAACUGAAAAAUGUGUACUUUUUGCUCUUAUGA